GAGAUUCAGUGUUGAGAUAGCAAAAAUUCUGCCCCUGGUUCCCUGUCAGGGCCCUAUGAUUUAUGCAGGAGCAGAGGCAGCACGCAAUCGAGCUGUCAAGAGAGCGUCAGCUUAUUAGGCAAAUGCUGCGUGGUUUCUGAAGAGGGUCGACACUAUAAAAUCCCACUCCAGUCUGCGGUGUGGAGAAACUCAGAGCUCAAGUCUGUUGAGAGACUGAAGAGAAAGAGAAGAGAGAAAGAAAAAGACAGUGGGAACAGAAGAGAAAACCCCUGAAAAAGCCUCGGAGACGUCCCGGGGGUGAGCAGCACCCGGCUCACCUGCAGAAGAGCCUCAGAAGCUAGCGCCCCUAACAUGAGACUGCCGCUGCUCGUGUCCUUGGGCGUCCUGCUGGUGGCUUUCUUGCCCUGCCCGCCAUGCAGGGCCCUCCUCAGCCGGGGGCCUGUCCCCGGCGCCCGGCAGGACCCACAGCUUCCCCAACCUCUGGAUUUCUUCCAGCCGCCGCUGCAGCCCCAGCAGCCCCAGCAGCCGCAGGCUCGGCCAGUCCUGCUCCGCAUGGGGGAGGAAUACUUCCUCCGCCUGGGUAAUCUCAACAAGAGCCCCGCUGCUCCCCUGUCGCCUGCCUCCUCGCUUCUCUCUGGCAACAGCGGCAGCCGCAUUUCCCCGGACGAGGUGGCUGCCAACUUUUUCCGUGCGUUGCUGCAACAGCUGUCGCUGCCCCGGCGCCCGCUCGACAGCCCUGCGGGUCCCGCGGAGCGCGGCGCCGAGAACGACCUCGGUGGCCGCCAGGAGGCACCGGAGAGGGAGAGGAGAUCCGAGGAACCUCCCAUCUCGCUGGAUCUCACCUUCCACCUCCUCCGAGAAGUCUUGGAAAUGGCCAGGGCUGAGCAGUUAGCGCAGCAAGCUCACAACAACAGGAAACUGAUGGAGAUUAUUGGGAAAUGAAAUGGUGCGUUUGGCCAAGAAGAUUCUGCAUUUAACACAAAAAUUACAAAAUAAAAUAAAAUAAUACAGUAUUCUGUACCAUAGCGUUGCUCUGAUACCAUUUGUUUAUUUUUAUAUAGCUUGAAACAGAGGAUGUACAGCAAGAGUGCCUAUACUCCUUAAUCAGCAUGCACAAAGUGAAUUCACGUGCAGUAAGGCAACAAAAUGUUAUUUGUAUUGCCUACUUUUAGUUUCCAUUUCCAGGUAUGUUUAAUGGUGUUUUAGAGUAUAGACACAGAAGGAAACUUUUUUUUUUGAAGAAGCAACAGCAGACAGAAGUCACCAAAUUGACUUUGUUGUGGUCUGAGCCAAAGAGAAUGUCCUUCUCUUGGGUGGGUGAGACAAAAUCUGUAAGCUCUUUGAAUCCACGUUUCCUUGUAAAUGUUUCAGUAAUAAAACAUCUUUCCACUCCUCAGUCAAUUUGUUUGUGUAAGAGAAUGUUCAAUAUUUAUAUUUUUAAUAAAUGCUACAAAGGUAAUCAUG
This is a messenger RNA of Pteropus alecto (black flying fox), 1464 nucleotides long. RefSeq names its product corticotropin releasing hormone (gene CRH). Gene Ontology annotation, molecular function: corticotropin-releasing hormone activity. The coding region runs from base 352 to 942 and encodes 196 amino acids. Gene Ontology annotation, biological process: negative regulation of glucagon secretion; negative regulation of epinephrine secretion; positive regulation of cortisol secretion. The record is from RefSeq and is a predicted model, not a curated record. The transcript has 2 exons. Gene Ontology annotation, cellular component: extracellular region. Lineage: Eukaryota; Metazoa; Chordata; Mammalia; Chiroptera; Pteropodidae.